Molecule: messenger RNA, 1314 nt
Organism: Lepus europaeus (European hare)
Lineage: Eukaryota; Metazoa; Chordata; Mammalia; Lagomorpha; Leporidae
Gene: CBY2
Product: chibby family member 2
Exons: 3
Coding region: 1-1314 (437 amino acids)
Source: RefSeq, a predicted model, not a curated record
AUGUCACCUCUGGAAUGUUCUGAGUGUUUUGGUGACCAACUUCUGCAUAGGACCUAUACCUGGCACCUCACAUUGCACUCGAGGCCAAAUUUUACAAGAAAACGAGAUACCAGAUCUGAAAGCCUAGAAAUUCCAAUCAAUGUGGUUCUGCCUCAGCGGGGCACAGCCGAGCCCUUUCUCCGGCUCCACAACGUGUACACCACCCCUCACUGCUCCAGGCAGGCCGCCCUGUCCAGGCCCAGCCGCAGGGUAGCCAGCCAGCACUCCUACCCACUCAACCGCUUCUCCUCCGUGCCCUUGGACCCCAUGGAGCGUCCCACCUCCCAGGCAGACCUGGAGCUGGACUACAACCCUCCGCGGGUGCAGCUGAGCGACGAGAUGUUUGUCUUCCAGGACGGGCGGUGGGUGAACGAGAACUGCCGCCUGCAGUCCCCCUACUUCUCUCCCUCCUCCUCCUUCCACCACAAGCUGCAUCACAAGCGGCUGGCCAAGGAGUACCUGCUGCAGGACGAGAACAAGGCGCUGCGCGAGGAGAACAAGGCCCUCCGCAGGGAGAACAAGAUCCUGCAGGUCUUCUGGGAGGAGCACAAGUCCACGCUGGGCCGCGAGGACAGCCGCUCCUCCUCACCCCUGCUGCACAAGGACACGGCGUCCCAGGAGGUGGUGAAGCGCGACAGCACCGCCCUGCCGGUGCAGCGCGCCAAGGAGAACAGCACGCUGCAGCUCCUGCGAGAGGAGAACCGGGCCCUGCAGCAGCUGCUGGAGCAGAGACAGGCCUACUGGGCCCAGAGCGACGACCAGGCCGCCCCCGCCGAGGAGACCAAGCCCGUGGUGUCGCCACACGAGGAGUCUCACAGCCCCGACCAGGGCCCGGGCCUCUCGUCCCCCUUCGAGGAGUCCAAAGGGCCCUCGACGCCCCAGGAGGACGCCAAGACCCUGCGAGCCCUGAGGGAGAUGGUCAACAACCUGGCCGGGCCUUCCGGGGAGGAGGCGGCCAAGGCGGGCCCCGGGCUGGCCGACGGCGGCCAGGCCCUGCAGCUGCUGAGGGAGAUGAGCCAGGCGCUGCAGGCCCUGCGCGAGGAGAACCGGCUGUUGCAGGAGGAGAACAGGGCCCUGCACGUGCUGCGGGAGGAGCACCGCGUCUUCCAGGAGGAGAACAAGGCCCUGUGGGAAAACAACAAGCUGAAGCUGCAGCAGAAGCUGGUCAUCGACACGGUGACCGAGGUCACGGCCCGCAUGGAGAUGCUCAUCGAGGAGCUCUAUGCCUUCAUGCCGGCCAAGAGCAAGGACCCCAAGAAGCCCAGCAGGAUCUGA